Molecule: messenger RNA, 1329 nt
Organism: Castor canadensis (American beaver)
Lineage: Eukaryota; Metazoa; Chordata; Mammalia; Rodentia; Castoridae
Source: RefSeq, a predicted model, not a curated record
GGGGAUCCAGAGGUUCGUGGGCCCUGAGGGGGAACCUCGGGCGCGGAGGGUCGUCGCCCCGCGGUCCUGUGUCGUGGACGGACCUCCCUCCCCUCAAUUUUCUCGGCUCCAGGGCUGUGUUGGCUGAGCCGGUUUAUCAGAGGUUUGUUUGAUGGGAACCAGGAAGUAAGGCCAGCGCCCGCAGAGGUGCGUGUAGAGCGCAAAGCCAUCGGAGUCCCCACGCGAUUCUCACUCCCUUGUUUCCCCGGGUUCCGGGGACUUACGAAGUGAAGAGCUAUAUGUCUGUGUGGAGCUGAAUUUUCUUCAUAUACUGUAACCAAAGUAACAUGGCAGAUUGAAUGCAAAAGCAGAUGUGAGAAUUCAACUGUCUUCCAGUAACGAGUAGAAGAUGAACAAACCAAUAACACCAUCAACAUAUGUGCGCAACCUCAAUGUUGGACUAAUUAGGAAGCUAUCAGAUUUUAUCGAUCCUCAAGAAGGAUGGAAGAAAUUAGCCGUGGCUAUUAAAAAGCCAUCUGGUGAUGAUAGAUACAAUCAGUUUCACAUAAGGAGAUUCGAAGCAUUAAUUCAAACUGGAAAAAGUCCCACUUCUGAAUUACUCUUUGACUGGGGUACUACAAAUUGCACUGUUGGUGAUCUUGUAGAUCUUUUGGUCCAAAAUGAGUUUUUUGCUCCUGCAAGUCUUUUGCUGCCAGAUGCUGUUCCCCAAAUUGUUAAUACCCUACCUUCUAGAGAGGCAGUAACAGUUCCACAGAAACAGAUGCCUUUCUCUGAAAGAGACAGAAUAUCUGUGAUACCUAUGCAAAAUCUUGAACAAAACUAUGUGCCACCUGACUCCACAAGUCCAGAAAAUAAAGGUUUAGAAGUUGGUGAUACACGUUUCCACAGUUUUUCAUUUUAUGAGUUAAAGAGUGUCACAAAUGAUUUUGAUGAACGACCCAUUUCUGUUGGUGGAAAUAAAAUGGGAGAGGGAGGAUUUGGAGUUGUGUAUAAAGGCUACGUGAACAAUACAACUGUGGCAGUGAAGAAGCUUACAGCAAUGGUUGACAUUGGUACUGAGGAACUGAAACAACAGUUUGAUCAAGAAAUAAAAGUAAUGGCAAAGUGUCAACAUGAAAACUUAGUAAAACUGCUUGGUUUCUCGAGUGAUGGCGAUAACCUCUGUUUAGUAUAUGUUUACAUGCCCAAUGGCUCUUUGCUAGACAGACUGUCAUGCUUGGAUGGUACUCCACCACUUUCUUGGCAUAUGAGAUGCAAGAUUGCUCAGGGUGCAGCUAAUGGCAUCAGUUUUUUACACGAAAGCCAUCAUAUUCAUAGAGAUAUUAAAAG